This is a messenger RNA of Diaporthe citri, 924 nucleotides long. RefSeq lists its product as uncharacterized. Bases 1 to 924 code for a protein of 307 amino acids. Gene Ontology annotation, molecular function: methyltransferase activity. The transcript has 8 exons. NCBI's taxonomy places the organism in Eukaryota, Fungi, Ascomycota, Sordariomycetes, Diaporthales, Diaporthaceae. The record is from RefSeq and is a predicted model, not a curated record.
AUGUCCAAACAGCACAAUCCGACCCCAGGAUCACUUCUCACACCCACGGAUGAUGAGAAGUAUGACAGAAUUAUCGCAGACAGUCUUCUGCAGAUACCAUCACAAGGCAGCCUCGAAACUCCGUCAGAUGAUGGCACGGAAACCGAAACGAUAAGCGGAGAUGACUUCUCUCACGCCCUUUACCGCCUCAUGCUUGAUGAAAAGCUUGCCGCGGCUCCAUUACGAGAGCCGGAACAUGCACUCGACAUCGGAACAGGAACAGGUAUCUGGGCCUUACAAUUUGCCGAGGAGAAUCCAACCUGCCAGGUCACUGGCACAGAUCUCAGCUUGAUACAACCCUUGUCUUGGAUGCCGAAUUGCCAAUUCGUGAUGGAGAACUCGGAAUCACAGGAUUGGCUCUUCCCCCAUAAAUUCGACUACAUCCACCUACGGGGGAUGACAGCGUGUUUCAACGAUGUCAAGACGGUGAUGCGCAGGGCGCUCCAGGGCUUGACGGCUGGGGGCUGGGUCGAGUUCCAAGAGGGCUGCUUUAACCCACACGGCGUGCCAGACGACGAGGCCCUCGAAGGCACCGCCCUGGGGCGCUGGUGUCGGCUUGUAGCUGCUGGGGCCGCCAAGUGCGGCCGCGACCUGAAAAAGGCGCGCCUGUACAAGCAGCAGCUCACGGAGACCGGGUUCGUCGACGUCCAAGAGCGGGUGAUCCACGUCCCUGGCAGCCCCUGGGCAAAGGACAAGAAGGCGAAGCUCCUGGGCGUCUACUUCGCGAACAUGCUCUGCAUGGGUGCCAUCGACAGCUUCAAGCAGCUCCUCGCCGCUGCUGGGGAGCUGUCACCUUCGGAGAUGGAUGAGCUGAGUGAGAAGGUCAAAGAGGAUGUUCAGAACCCGAAGAUACGCUGGUAUAUGCCAAUAUUCCACAAUAGAUGA